Molecule: messenger RNA, 1278 nt
Organism: Sinocyclocheilus rhinocerous
Lineage: Eukaryota; Metazoa; Chordata; Actinopteri; Cypriniformes; Cyprinidae
Product: cytochrome b561-like
Exons: 7
Coding region: 250-1074 (274 amino acids)
Cellular component (GO): lysosomal membrane
Molecular function (GO): oxidoreductase activity
Source: RefSeq, a predicted model, not a curated record
CCAAGAGCGUCAAGCCGUGCGCUAUAACACAAGUAAUAUAUGAAAUAGCAGGCAGGCGUGUAAAGUCCUGCGUCUACAUCAGCAGAGGCUUCGAGUGAACUGUAUAGAGAGAAGGAACAUCAGAUGCAAUUUUGAAGUUAGGUUACAAAACCCCUCAAGCAAUAAGGAUCUUGUGAUUCUUGUCCAAAAUACCCACUCAUAAAAACACGCCCUUUCCUCUGGCUUUCUGGAGACGUGGCGCAGUGGGGGAUGCUGUGCUUUCGUAAGGCAGGCAAAGACCACAUGAUACUUAAAUACACGAGACUGAAGGUGAUGGAGGGUAUGCCGGUGAGCAUGGGUGGCUUGCGGACGCUGCCGUGGUACGUGGCGGGCUCUCAGGUGCUGGGGGUGGCAUGUGUGGUGAUCACAGGCGUGUGGAUGGGACAUUACCGUGGAGGCUACGCCUGGGACGGCUCCACACAAGAGUUUAACGUCCACCCUCUCUGUAUGGUCCUCAGCCUGGUCUUCCUCUAUGGAGAUGCUGUUCUGGUUUAUCGUGUCUUUAGAAACGAGACUAAACGCUCAGUGAAAAUUCUCCACGCUCUGCUGCAUAUGAUGGCUCUUAUCAUCAGUAUUGUGGGUCUGGUGGCUGUAUUUGACUUCCAUUCGGCAGCUAAGAUCCCUCAUAUGUAUUCUCUGCACAGCUGGUGUGGCAUGCUCACUUUUGUGCUGUUUUUCAUACAGUGGUUACUGGGACUGGGAUUUUUCCUUUUCCCAUGGGCCUCUGCUCAGUUGAGGAGCUGGUAUCUCCCGCUGCACGUCUUCUUCGGCCUGUUGCUGCUGGCCAUGUCCGUGGGAUCCUGUCUGCUGGGAAUCACAGAGAAACUGCUCUUCAGUAUCAUGGAAACUUACUCCAGGUUUACUGGUGAGGGGGUCCUGGCAAACAUUUUAGGCUUGUUGCUGGUGUGCUUUGGGGUCGUGGUGGGUUACGUGGUGACGAGAGAUGAUUUUAGGCGACCACCGAAUCCCGAGGAGGAGGCUCUAUCUGUGCACUUUAAGACCCUGUCGGAAGGAGAAAUCCCCAGUUCUCCUUAAUGUCUUAAUGCACUCCAAAAAUGGCCUUUCUGAACUUCACGCCUUUCUACCUGUGUCCUAGCAAACCUGUCAGCCACUUCCUCCUUUUGCAGUCUUCUCGUUUUGUAUUCCCCCAUACUUAACAUUAAUGUUACUAAGCAACAGACAGUAAUUAAAUGUUAUAUAUAUUUUUAAAGUAACUUCUAAUUUUGCCAAACCAAAUUA